AUGCUGCCAUCAUUAAUCGGCAGCAGCAGCCGGUGGCGGGCCAGUGCUCUCUCAUUCACUUUCCCUCCCACCGCUCUCCACCCCUGCGCACCUCUUCAUGCUGCCAUCAUUAAUCGGCAGCAGCAGCCGGUGGCGGGUCUGCAGGAGGUGUUUGAGAGAGUUGCGCGACCACACAGGCCAGUGCUCUCUCAUUCACUUUCCCUCCCACCGCUCUCCACCCCUGCGCACCUCUUCAUGCUGCCAUCAUUAAUCGGCAGCAGCAGCCGGUGGCGGGCCAGUGCUCUCUCAUUCACUUUCCCUCCCACCGCUCUCCACCCCUGCGCACCUCUUCAUGCUGCCAUCAUUAAUCGGCAGCAGCAGCCGGUGGCGGGUCUGCAGGAGGUGUUUGAGAGAGUUGCGCGACCACACAGGCCAGUGCUCUCUCAUUCACUUUCCCUCCCACCGCUCUCCACCCCUGCGCACCUCUUCAUGCUGCCAUCAUUAAUCGGCAGCAGCAGCCGGUGGCGGGCCAGUGCUCUCUCAUUCACUUUCCCUCCCACCGCUCUCCACCCCUGCGCACCUCUUCAUGCUGCCAUCAUUAAUCGGCAGCAGCAGCCGGUGGCGGGUCUGCAGGAGGUGUUUGAGAGAGUUGCGCGACCACACAGGCCAGUGCUCUCUCAUUCACUUUCCCUCCCACCGCUCUCCACCCCUGCGCACCUCUUCAUGCUGCCAUCAUUAAUCGGCAGCAGCAGCCGGUGGCGGGCCAGUGCUCUCUCAUUCACUUUCCCUCCCACCGCUCUCCACCCCUGCGCACCUCUUCAUGCUGCCAUCAUUAAUCGGCAGCAGCAGCCGGUGGCGGGUCUGCAGGAGGUGUUUGAGAGAGUUGCGCGACCACACAGGCCAGUGCUCUCUCAUUCACUUUCCCUCCCACCGCUCUCCACCCCUGCGCACCUCUUCAUGCUGCCAUCAUUAAUCGGCAGCAGCAGCCGGUGGCGGGCCAGUGCUCUCUCAUUCACUUUCCCUCCCACCGCUCUCCACCCCUGCGCACCUCUUCAUGCUGCCAUCAUUAAUCGGCAGCAGCAGCCGGUGGCGGGUCUGCAGGAGGUGUUUGAGAGAGUUGCGCGACCACACAGGCCAGUGCUCUCUCAUUCACUUUCCCUCCCACCGCUCUCCACCCCUGCGCACCUCUUCAUGCUGCCAUCAUUAAUCGGCAGCAGCAGCCGGUGGCGGGCCAGUGCUCUCUCAUUCACUUUCCCUCCCACCACUCUCCACCCCUGCGCACCUCUUCAUGCUGCCAUCAUUAAUCGGCAGCAGCAGCCGGUGGCGGGUCUGCAGGAGGCCAGUGCUCUCUCAUUCACUUUCCCUCCCACCGCUCUCCACCCCUGCGCACCUCUUCAUGCUGCCAUCAUUAAUCGGCAGCAGCAGCCGGUGGCGGGUCUGCAGGAGGCCAGUGCUCUCUCAUUCACUUUCCCUCCCACCGCUCUCCACCCCUGCGCACCUCUUCAUGCUGCCAUCAUUAAUCGGCAGCAGCAGCCGGUGGCGGGUCUGCAGGAGGUGUUUGAGAGAGUUGCGCGACCACACAGGCCAGUGCUCUCUCAUUCACUUUCCCUCCCACCGCUCUCCACCCCUGUGCACCUCUUCAUGCUGCCAUCAUUAAUCGGCAGCAGCAGCCGGUGGCGGGCCAGUGCUCUCUCAUUCACUUUCCCUCCCACCGCUCUCCACCCCUGCGCACCUCUUCAUGCUGCCAUCAUUAAUCGGCAGCAGCAGCCGGUGGCGGGUCUGCAGGAGGUGUUUGAGAGAGUUGCGCGACCACACAGGCCAGUGCUCUCUCAUUCACUUUCCCUCCCACCGCUCUCCACCCCUGCGCACCUCUUCAUGCUGCCAUCAUUAAUCGGCAGCAGCAGCCGGUGGCGGGCCAGUGCUCUCUCAUUCACUUUCCCUCCCACCGCUCUCCACCCCUGCGCACCUCUUCAUGCUGCCAUCAUUAAUCGGCAGCAGCAGCCGGUGGCGGGUCUGCAGGAGGUGUUUGAGAGAGUUGCGCGACCACACAGGCCAGUGCUCUCUCAUUCACUUUCCCUCCCACCGCUCUCCACCCCUGUGCACCUCUUCAUGCUGCCAUCAUUAAUCGGCAGCAGCAGCCGGUGGCGGGCCAGUGCUCUCUCAUUCACUUUCCCUCCCACCGCUCUCCACCCCUGCGCACCUCUUCAUGCUGCCAUCAUUAAUCGGCAGCAGCAGCCGGUGGCGGGUCUGCAGGAGGUGUUUGAGAGAGUUGCGCGACCACACAGGCCAGUGCUCUCUCAUUCACUUUCCCUCCCACCGCUCUCCACCCCUGCGCACCUCUUCAUGCUGCCAUCAUUAAUCGGCAGCAGCAGCCGGUGGCGGGCCAGUGCUCUCUCAUUCACUUUCCCUCCCACCGCUCUCCACCCCUGCGCACCUCUUCAUGCUGCCAUCAUUAAUCGGCAGCAGCAGCCGGUGGCGGGUCUGCAGGAGGUGUUUGAGAGAGUUGCGCGACCACACAGGCCAGUGCUCUCUCAUUCACUUUCCCUCCCACCGCUCUCCACCCCUGCGCACCUCUUCAUGCUGCCAUCAUUAAUCGGCAGCAGCAGCCGGUGGCGGGCCAGUGCUCUCUCAUUCACUUUCCCUCCCACCGCUCUCCACCCCUGCGCACCUCUUCAUGCUGCCAUCAUUAAUCGGCAGCAGCAGCCGGUGGCGGGUCUGCAGGAGGUGUUUGAGAGAGUUGCGCGACCACACAGGCCAGUGCUCUCUCAUUCACUUUCCCUCCCACCGCUCUCCACCCCUGCGCACCUCUUCAUGCUGCCAUCAUUAAUCGGCAGCAGCAGCCGGUGGCGGGCCAGUGCUCUCUCAUUCACUUUCCCUCCCACCACUCUCCACCCCUGCGCACCUCUUCAUGCUGCCAUCAUUAAUCGGCAGCAGCAGCCGGUGGCGGGUCUGCAGGAGGCCAGUGCUCUCUCAUUCACUUUCCCUCCCACCGCUCUCCACCCCUGCGCACCUCUUCAUGCUGCCAUCAUUAAUCGGCAGCAGCAGCCGGUGGCGGGUCUGCAGGAGGUGUUUGAGAGAGUUGCGCGACCACACAGGCCAGUGCUCUCUCAUUCACUUUCCCUCCCACCGCUCUCCACCCCUGCGCACCUCUUCAUGCUGCCAUCAUUAAUCGGCAGCAGCAGCCGGUGGCGGGCCAGUGCUCUCUCAUUCACUUUCCCUCCCACCGCUCUCCACCCCUGCGCACCUCUUCAUGCUGCCAUCAUUAAUCGGCAGCAGCAGCCGGUGGCGGGUCUGCAGGAGGUGUUUGAGAGAGUUGCGCGACCACACAGGCCAGUGCUCUCUCAUUCACUUUCCCUCCCACCGCUCUCCACCCCUGCGCACCUCUUCAUGCUGCCAUCAUUAAUCGGCAGCAGCAGCCGGUGGCGGGUCUGCAGGAGGUGUUUGAGAGAGUUGCGCGACCACACAGGCCAGUGCUCUCUCAUUCACUUUCCCUCCCACCGCUCUCCACCCCUGCGCACCUCUUCAUGCUGCCAUCAUUAA
Closterium sp. Naga37s-1 is the source of this 3519-nucleotide messenger RNA. The record is from the annotation of a GenBank genome assembly. Lineage: Eukaryota; Viridiplantae; Streptophyta; Zygnematophyceae; Desmidiales; Closteriaceae.